GGUUUUUGGUUGGCUUAUUCUAAACUAUGUCUCUACUUCUACAUAGAAUCACAGUAAAGAGGUUGAUUUUGGAGCUAUUGUGCUGCAUUUUUCUGCUGGCAAAUGAGAUCCAUAGUCGACGUGGAUGGAGUUUAUAUCCAUCUAAACCAAUAGAUAAAUUUAUGACCAUCACCAAAGAGGAUAUUCGGAUGCAGGGGACUCAAAACUGUUCUGGUUUUGUACAAGUCAAAUCCAAUGGGUCUUGGAUGGAUAUUUGCGAAUCAACUUUCACAGAAAAGAAUGGUUUUGUGGCUUGUCGGGAGCUGGGCUGUGGAUUCUUAUUGAGGUUCUUCUCUGAGGACACUGAUUCUGAUUCUAUAAGGUCUGAGUUUCAGUGUAGCGGCCUAGAGGAGCAUCUCAGAGACUGCCCCUCAACACCACUGGACACAGGCACAACCUGCAGGUCCAUUUUUCUGGUCUGUGGCGAAAAGCCAGCUCCCCCAGAGGUCACUGUUUACCCCAUCCAGUCAUCAAAUGUGUACGUGGGCCAUCCCUAUGUGGUCAAAUGCCAUGUCAAUGCUCCAUAUAAAGUUCGCUCAUUUGUGCUUUGGAUCCGAGAUGAUGACGACAAUGAGACCACUUUCACCCUGCCAGCCGAAGACAACACAGCUCACUUCUUUAUGCCCCCGAUAAUGGCCGCCACCUUACAAAUGCACUGGUGUCUGUAUGACUUUGAGAUUUAUCCAAACACCUUCUGCUCUGAUAGAAGAAAGUAUGUUUAUAUCGAAGAGUCAUCGUACGUGCGUUUGGUGGGAACAAAGAGCCGGUGUCUGGGCACCCUUGAGCUGGAGCACAUGCAAAAUUGGAGGCCUGUGAGCCAGCAGAUGUGGGGCCUGAAGGAGGCUGCAGUCGUGUGCAGACAGCUGGGCUGUGGCUCUGUGCUGCACACACACACACAGAGCAGUGUGAAUGAGCGACAGCCUGUGUGGAGCUUCUACUCUGACUGUGAGGGCUCUGAGGGGGCUCUGCUGAGCUGUGGCUCUGUCAGGGAGGGCAUGUCUGCCUCCACUGUCCACGUGUUCUGCUCAGGUCUACUUCUUCCAGCUGUCAUCAGUGUUGAAUCCAGAAACCGCACAGGAGAGGACCCCGUGCUCGUCCUCAGCCCCUACACUUUCUAUAUUAACUGCUCAGUGUCUCCGCAGUAUCCUGGCGGCCAUUUUAGUCUGGUCUUCACUGGAGACAAAACCAAUCACACUCAGAACCAAACAGCUGUCAAUCACACGGCCAUCUUCAGGUUUGAUUCGACUGAAAAAUCCCACUCCGGGAUCUACCGCUGCAUCUAUCACAACACUGUGUCUGGACACCACGUCUCCUCUCAAAGCCAUGAGCUGUCUUUGGUAGUGGAAGAUGCAGAGGAUAUUGUGCUGGACGAUGGAUUAGUGCAAGAUACUGGUCGCACUGUCUGCUCUGGGAGACUGUUUGUGAAGGAGGGGGGAUCCCAAAUGAUGAUCGCUGCAGAGAAUAAUAACUGGGACAUGAGACAUGCCUCUAUUGUGUGCAGACAACUGGGCUGCGGUAAUGCAGUUUCUACCUCAAAAAUCAAACUCCCAAAAGUUAUUCCAAUGUGGAGUUUCUUCUCUGAUUGUGAUGGGGCAGAGGCAGCGCUGCUUCAGUGUGGAGUUGUACUUCCCUGGUUUUCCUCUACUGCCAUUGAAGUGGUCUGUGCGGCCUAGAAGUAAAUUUGAAGUACAAAUAAAAAAUCAAGAUUGCAUUUUUUUUUUGCCAUUUUGCCCAUCCCUAUUUUGUGGUUUAUGAUGUUUUAAUAAGUGACAUAGAAGGAAACAAAAAACAAUUUUACCUGUGCAUCCCUUUUUUCACACCAAUUAACUUCAUGUCCUCCUUUUUACUCUCCCUCCUCUGUACCAUGUAUUCACUCUAUUUUUCGCAUAUUUUUCAAAUUCAUUAGUAAAGGUGAGACCUCACGCUGCUCUUAAACAUGGAGUUGGCAAUUACAGGAAUAUACUCAUACUUUUCAAAGUGUCUAAUUCAGUGUGAAAUAAACCAUGAAGAGCGGUCUUCAUUUCUCUUCUUUAUUGAGAUCAUUUAACAGUGCCUAUGUUAGGUUAUAUACGUCUGCUUUACCCAUCUCAAAAUCCUUUUGAAUAAAUUUUACCUCUGUACAAUGUACAAUUGUAAUGUUGUAAUGACAUCUAAAACAUCAAAAUAUUUAGCGUAAAUCAAAUAAUCUGUUCGGUUUGUAUUAGUUAGUUCCAUAUAUGAACUAUAUUUGUUCUACACCAUAAAUGUAUGCGUUUGUAGACCUAACCUGUAAACAAGAUGCAAAAAAAAACAAAACUUUUCCUGUUCUCAUCACACUAUAGGAUUUAGUAAAAUCAAACAAGUUGUAUGUGCAGAAAAUGGAAUACUAUGGAGUCUAUAUUUAAAGAUACAUAAUGUAACUUUUCUGGUAGAGGGUCCACCAUCUGCUUGUCUCCAUGGAAUUGUAUCGAGUUCUACAGCAUGGCAUCUAUCUCCAUGGAGACAGCCAGGUGAUGCCAGUGCCUCUAUAAAAUUUAAUGCUAUACUGUGAAGCAUUACAGGCAAAAAACUAAAAGCAUGUGACACACUCUCCAAAGUUAUAAUGAACCUUGUUGUAUGCAUGUUUUUGGACUUGUAAGAAAAAUAUGAAUGAAUAAAAGCAUUAUUGCCAUUGCCUGC
Molecule: messenger RNA, 2697 nt
Organism: Periophthalmus magnuspinnatus
Lineage: Eukaryota; Metazoa; Chordata; Actinopteri; Gobiiformes; Gobiidae
Product: scavenger receptor cysteine-rich type 1 protein M130-like
Exons: 6
Coding region: 27-1712 (561 amino acids)
Cellular component (GO): membrane
Source: RefSeq, a predicted model, not a curated record